Cladocopium goreaui is the source of this 2285-nucleotide messenger RNA. The record is from the annotation of a GenBank genome assembly. Lineage: Eukaryota; Dinophyceae; Suessiales; Symbiodiniaceae.
GUGCUAAGCGUGCAGCGCUGUGCUAUCAUGGCUGGCGAAGAUGCAGCAGAGUCAAGGAGAAAGCAUUUGUUGAAUUUGAUAUGUGAAGUCAAAGCAAGACUGGAUGGAAAGGUUGACAGCCUGAGCUUCCCCGUCCCACAGUUCAUUGUGAUUGGCAAGCAGAGUGUUGGAAAAUCCAGACUCAUCGAGGCAUUAGCAGGAGAAACCUUCAACUUUGUCUCUGGCACUUUGGGAUCAAGGCGUCCUACCGUGCUGGAGUUUCGCAAUGUGCCAGGGCUAUCUCCAUCAAGGUGGUCUGUUUUUGACGAGAACCUGAAGAGAUGGUCUUCCUACCCAGUACAGGAGGUCAUGCAAAUCGUUGGCAGUGCCCAUGAGGCGUGCGGACAGAACGUCAGCGAGUUGCCGAUUCGAGUCAAAGUGGAAGGUGAGGAUUGCACAGAUCUUGGACUGGUGGACCUCCCUGGUUUCAGGACAUAUGCCAAGGACGACGCCAUGCAAGCGCUGGCCAAAAAGAUUGAUACUCUCGUCUUCAAGUUCAUGAACGAUGAGAACAAUAUCAUGCUUUGUGUCGAGGAAGCUGGUGAUGCUGCAAACCUUGCUACACUUGGCAAAGCGAAGCAAGUGGAUCCAACUUACAAGCGAACAAUUUUGGUUCGAAACAAGCUGGACAAGUACUACAAUGAUUUGACCCCAGAAAAUGUGAACAAAUGGCUAGAGGGUUAUGGCGAUCUACCACAACACUUGGCGCGAUUUGCCGUGUCGCUGCCUCACUGGACCGGUGACGCCAUGCCGAAACCCUUUGGAGAAAUGCGGAAGGAGUGUUCAGAACGAGAUAUUGAGACCCUGGCCAGUAAGAAAGCUUCUUCGAGGUACAAGAUGACAAUCGGAUUUCAGAAUUUCCGCAACUUCAUGGAGAUCAAAAUCCAGCAGCUCUUCGCUGAUGCGCUGGCCCCCAUGCUGACUCGUCUCAAGAACAUGCAAGAGGAGCACGAAAAGAAGCUCCAAGUCAUCAGACAAGAGAUGGAGACCAUCAAUGAAGACAACAUCUUGCAUGCCACUCGCUCCGCUGGGAUUACCUUCGCCCAAAGCUUUGUUUUUUUGAUGGAGGGUGCUCUUUCAUCCGAACACAACAGAAAUACUCUUGAAGAAGAGCUCAGGGCAUUUCACAAGUACUGUGCGAAGACUGAGAGCUUGAAAGAGGACGAAUUGAUGCCAACAUCAUUUGAGGAUCUUGAUUCCUACAUCGCUUACCUUCGAGACACUGUAAAGCUGCCAGCCAUGGACGUGCAACUGAAUGGUGGAGCACAAUUUAGAAGGUUAAUGUACGAAGUCGAGGUCUUUACCCGCUUUGCUGGCCUUGGCAAGAAGCUAGAGCCAGUUGACGUGAUCCAAGCUAGAGGAUCUGGCCUGCGGGAAUGCACCUGGCAGGAUGUUAUCACUCAGCUAAUGAUGCAGACUGCCCCUACACGAAUGCGUACAAAGACCAAAUACGUCGGGGAGCGGUUGAAGUUUUUCUUUGCCGAGCAGAAGGAGGCCACCGUGGAGUUCAUGCUUGGUCUUCAAGGUUCUCCAGAAGAACACAUGUACUCGCGACGGAUCCCGAAAGAGGCCCAAGUGAUAGAGCGGAAUGAUACCAUGAAGAGAUGUAUCUUUCAAGCCUUCGAUGAUGCUUGUGAUCGACACAAGUCUCGUUUCAUGCAGAUGUGGUGCGAUUUCAUGGACAGCAUGUUCCAAUCUCCAUUGAUGCUCCUGAAGUCGGGCUCCAUGCCGUCCAUUGGGGAUGACUUCGAUGAGGAGAAAGCUCCAACCUUUGAAACGACAAAGGCUCGCAUUGAAAAAGAACGAAGAGGGAGGGGAACUCUACAGUCGGCCUUGAGGGAAAAGGUGAAGCAAAUCCCUGAUGAUGAUGUCAAAGCCAAUGACUCGGUGAAAAUGGUGGAAAGGAUAAUAGAGCAGACCUUUGCGGUCAUCCGCAGCGUGGUUGCAGAUCACAUGCAGCUCUAUUCGGAAUCCUUCUUCCUCUUGCCCAUGUUGCGACGGUUAGAAGGAGUCAUGGCUCAAAUGGAGCUUCAGGAAGAUGACAAGAUUAGCUACCGAGCACGAAAAUCUGUGUUGGAGGAUGAGAGGAAAAUCUCCCAAGGUAUGCUGACAGACUUGAACUAUUGUGUUGAAGCAGUUCAGAGAUUUAAGGUGACCUAUGGUGGCGGUCAAUAGGUACCAGUACCCCACUGCUGGCGUCUCACCUCAUUUUCCUCAUCCACUGCCUCAACACUACCAUACAUCCA